Molecule: messenger RNA, 738 nt
Organism: Schistosoma guineensis
Lineage: Eukaryota; Metazoa; Platyhelminthes; Trematoda; Strigeidida; Schistosomatidae
Source: the annotation of a GenBank genome assembly
AUGGCGGUCGAACUAGUUCCAGAUGCUCCGUGGUAUUUUGGUGAAAUAAGCAGAGAAAAAGCUAAUGAGAUUCUAAUUGAUCAGCCUGUUGGAACAUUCCUGAUACGUGACAGCACUACAAAGUCAGGUUACGUGCUUGCGAUAAAAGAGGCCAACGAAGUCAAGCGUUACUUACUUACAUGGGCACCUCAACUAAAAAAGUUCAAGUUUGGCGACACUCUCUAUUCUUCGCUCGAUGAGUUGGUUAGACUUCAUACUUCACACUCUUCGAGUACUCGUAUGAGACAGCCAGCCCAGAAGGCUACUUAUGCUGCUUUAUAUUCGUUUCAAGCACAGGAAGAGGGAGAUUUGUCUUUUCAGAGGGGAGAUUUGUUAACAUUCAUAAGACAAAAGCGGGAGUGGAUUCUAUGUAAAUCAGGCGAUAACCGUAUCGGUUGGGUUCCUUCAAAUUAUUUAACUCCGUUUACACCUGAAAUUGUUGCAAGACUAAAGGGUCUUGGUGACCAACUUGGAUUAACCUAUUGUCAUAUGCUGAAAUCUGUUCAGUUACCGGCUACUGGAAAGGUUAUAAGGGCUAGAAAUCCCAGUAUCUUCGCGACAAAUCACUUGAAAGUGGAGUGCGAUGAUGAAGUUCAAAUCAGGAAACUACUUCCUGAUGGAUUCUGUGAGGUCUGGCGAGAACGUGAUCAAGUUGGCGGCUUGGUACCAAUUAAUUUCCUUAAGAUUGAAUGUAAUUAA